Messenger RNA from Xyrauchen texanus (razorback sucker), 1186 nucleotides. It is a transcript of the gene efna1b, whose product is annotated as ephrin-A1b. Lineage: Eukaryota; Metazoa; Chordata; Actinopteri; Cypriniformes; Catostomidae. The record is from RefSeq and is a predicted model, not a curated record. Gene Ontology annotation, biological process: ephrin receptor signaling pathway; axon guidance. Gene Ontology annotation, molecular function: ephrin receptor binding. Gene Ontology annotation, cellular component: plasma membrane.
UUGCAGAUAGAGAGACAUACAAACCUGUUAUUCAAGCAAACUGAAUCACUAGUGUUACAUCGAUUCUUGCACGGCAGUAGUGCACAUUUACUUUUGUAUCUCCACUGUGCAAAACAGUGUUUUGCACUCAUUUAUAUUAUUUAAAAAACUAUCUUAUAGUCGGACUCGAUGGAUUUUCUGUGGCUGAUGUGUUUAACGGUGAGCAUCAGCGCCUGGUACGCAUCCGCAGAGCGACACAGCGUGUACUGGAACAGCUCAAACUCCAAUUUUCUAUGGGAUGACUACACUGUGGAGGUCCACAUUAAUGACUACCUAGACAUCAUAUGCCCUCACUACUCGCAUGGGAAGGUCCCAUCCCAGGAGGCAGAGCGGUACAUGCUCUACAUGGUGGAGCUGGAGGAUUACGAAGCCUGUAAGCCACAGUCCUUUGACCAGCUACGCUGGGAGUGCUCCAGACCCUUCGCUCCUCAUGCCCCAGAGAAGUUUUCAGAGAAGUUCCACUUCACUCCCUUUACUUUGGGCAAGGAGUUCCGCCAGGGGGAAAGUUACUACUAUAUUUCCAGUCCUCUUCACCAUCACGGGCAGGAGUGUUUGAGACUGAAGGUGGAUGUAGUUGGACCUCAUGGUUCCAAGAACAAGAAGACGAAGGAGAAGGAAGAGGAUAUUGAAGGAAAGAUGGCUGCAGGAGGCGUUCACAACCCAUCCAACAGGCUUCCAGCAGAUGACCCUAUUGCAAUAAUCCCAGUUGUGCAAAGGAGUGUGGGCAGUUCAGGUGUUCAUGUGUCUCCAGUCUCCAGCUUUGUCACGUUGAUCUCUGUAUUCAUCCUUCGGCUCCUCCACUGAGCAUGAUAAUGGGACUUUCUUGACUUUGGUCCAUUAGGACACAACAGACUUUUAUGCUGGUGCUGGUUACUGGCUCUGAAAAUAGAUUUUAUACAAAGUAUUUUUAUACAAACUAAAAUGACUGAAGUUUUUGUGCUGGUGUGCAAGUUACUGAGUGGUGUGUUUGUAUUUGUUAGAGUGGUGUUGUGACCAGAGAAAGGUUAAGAACCUUCUCCCUCAUUCUGCCUAAUUUUUCUUUAAGAGUAUUUACUGUUCUGUUAUUCUUUCCCUCAGCUCUUUUUACUUUUGUAGAGUGUGUGUGUGUGUGUGUGUGUGUGUGUGUGUGUGUGUGUGUGUAUUCUUU